Molecule: messenger RNA, 1896 nt
Organism: Spea bombifrons (plains spadefoot toad)
Lineage: Eukaryota; Metazoa; Chordata; Amphibia; Anura; Pelobatidae
Gene: KLHDC4
Product: kelch domain containing 4
Exons: 12
Coding region: 145-1896 (583 amino acids)
Molecular function (GO): protein binding
Source: RefSeq, a predicted model, not a curated record
GUUCUGUUUAUGCGGAAGUGGAAAGUUCGCUUCCUGGUUGGUGCCCACGUGGAUCUCGUGGAGAGGAUAUUGUGAGCCGGAUACAGGCACAGGGGGUGCAGUAAAGCUCAUAGCUGUGUUAGAAAGGAGAGAAAUACAAAAAGCAUGGGCAAGAAAGGGAAAAAGGAAAAGAAGGUGAAGGGUGCAGAGAAGACUGCUGCGAAAAUGGAAAAGAAAGUCUCCAAAAGGUCCAAGAAGGAAGAGGAGGAUUUGGAAGCCUUGAUUGCUGAAUUCCAGACUUUGGACGCCAAGAAGACGCAGGUCAUAGAGACCUCCUGUCCCGCACCUUCCCCAAGGUUGAACUCCUCCUUCACACCUCACCCAGAAAAAGACGAGCUGAUUCUCUUUGGUGGUGAAUAUUUCAAUGGCCAAAAAACAUUUCUUUAUAAUGAGCUGUAUGUCUAUAACAUAAAGAAGAACUCGUGGUCCAAGCUUGACAUCCCAAACCCACCGCCAAGACGAUGCGCGCACCAGGCGGUGGCUGUCCCUCAGGGAGGAGGACAACUCUGGGUCUUCGGAGGAGAGUUUGCAUCUCCAGACGGGGAGCAAUUCUAUCAUUACAAGGACCUCUGGGUGCUUCACCUUGCUACAAAAACCUGGGAGAAUAUCAAGUCUGCAGGAGGACCUUCAGGACGGAGCGGCCACCGCAUGGUGCAAUGCAAAAGACAACUCAUUGUCUUUGGAGGAUUUCAUGAGAGCGCACGGGAUUACAUUUAUUAUAACGAUGUGUACGCUUUUAAUCUGGACUCAUUCACAUGGACAAAGCUAUCUCCUUCUGGAAAUGGACCUUCACCUCGAUCCGGCUGCCAGAUGAUUACCACCCAGGAUGGCAACAUUGUAAUCUACGGCGGUUAUUCCAAGCAGAGAAUAAAGAAGGAUGUGGAUAAAGGGACGGUGCACACAGACAUGUUCUUAUUGAAGCAAGAGAAAGCCGAUAAAUGGACGUGGGCACGCAUUAAUCCCUCCGGGGUGAAGCCUACACCUAGGACUGGUUUCUCCAUGGCUUUUGGGCCAAAUAAUCGAAGUAUCCUGUUUGGUGGCGUCUAUGACGAAGAAGAAGAAGAGAGCAUUGAAGGCGACUUCUUUAAUGAUAUUUACUUCUAUGACCUGGGGAAGAACCGGUGGUUUGCUGGCCAGCUAAAGGGAUCCAAAUCGCAAAAGAAGAAGCGGAGGCGUGGGGAGAAGAAAGCGGAGGCAGAAGCAUCGGAAGCUGCGGAAGUUGGGGACGACCAUCCUUCAGAGCCCGUUGAAAUCAUCAAAGAAAUUGUUGCAGAAGAUGGAACAAUCAUGACGAUUAAACAAGUCGUAUCCACCCAGACAGCUUCAGAAAGCGAAGAAGACGACAGCGAUGAGGAAGACGAGCAGGAAACUGCUACGGGGCCUCUUGUAGAACCGAGUCCUCGCUCCAAUACUAUGAUAGCCGUCAAACAAAGCGUCCUUUACGUGUACGGCGGAAUGUUUGAAGUUGGUGACCGUCAGUUUACCCUGAAUGAUCUCUACAGCAUUGACUUGCACAAGAUGAAUGAAUGGAAGGUCCUUGUGGAAAUGGACCCAAAGACCCAAGAAUGGCUGGAUGAAUCAGACGAUGAAGAAGAUGAAGAAGAAGAGGAGGUGGAGGGAGCAGAAGGAGGCGGCGAGGAGGAAGAGGAUGAUGAGGACGAAGAAAGUGAGGAAGAGAGCGAUGAGGAGGAGCACCCACCUGUACAGCCCCACGAGAAGUACUCAGACUACUUGCCCCGGACUGAAGAGUACUGGAUCAAACUUGCCAGAGCCAACAUGGGCCCGGAAGCCAAAGAAAAGAAGGUGGUGAAAGUAGCCCACGCCAUGGCGAAGACAUUUUACGAGUUUAAAGACUAA